AUGGAACUGACAGGAGCAUGGCACUGGGUGCUGGGGGCAGACAAAGCCCGAUUGUUCGAAGGCUCUUUCCCCCCCCCCCACCCCCCACCUCCCGCAGUGCCUGGGUCUGCACCACAGCCUGGGACAGGGGCGGGUACCAGCUUGGUGACACACGCUUUCUUCCUGGCUGGUUUUGCUCUGUCUUGCGAGGACACUGAGUUUCUCCAGCACCCACAGAGGGAGUUACGGGCAGGAAUGGCCAUGAAGAUGCUGAUUGUAACACUGGUUCUGGUCGCUGCAGCCCAGACAGAGGAACAGAAUAAGGUGCUGCACGGUGGACCCUGUGAGCAGACGUCUCACCCCUACCAAGCUGCCCUUUACACCUCAGGCCACUUGCUCUGCGGGGGGGUCCUCAUUCAUCCACUGUGGGUCCUCACCGCUGCCCACUGCAAAAAACCGAAUCUUCAGGUCUAUCUGGGUAAGCACAACCUUCAGCAAAGGGAGAUUUUCCAGGAGGAGAGCUCUGUCGUCUGGACUGCGGUCCACCCUGGCUACAACGCCGCCACCCACGACCAGGACAUCAUGCUGUUGCGCCUGUCACGUCCAGCCAAAUUCUCUGCACACAUACAGCCCCUGUCCCUGGAAAGAGACUGCUCAGCCAACCACACCAGCUGCCACAUCCUAGGCUGGGGCAAGAUGGCAGAUGGUGAUUUCCCUAACAUCAUCCAGUGUGCAUACCUCCACCUGGUGCCCCAUGAGGAGUGUGACCGUGCCUACCCUGGCCAGAUCACCCCAAACAUGGUGUGUGCCGGGGACGAGAAGCACGGGAAGGACUCCUGCCAGGGUGAUUCUGGGGGUCCGUUAGUGUGUGGCGACCGUCUCCGAGGCCUUGUGUCAUGGGGUAACAUCCCCUGCGGAUCCAAGGAGAAGCCAGGCGUCUACACCGACGUCUGCAGAUACGGCCACUGGAUCCGAAAAACCAUUCAGGCCAACUGA
Messenger RNA from Eubalaena glacialis (North Atlantic right whale), 975 nucleotides. It is a transcript of the gene KLK6, whose product is annotated as kallikrein related peptidase 6. Gene Ontology annotation, molecular function: serine-type endopeptidase activity. The record is from RefSeq and is a predicted model, not a curated record. Lineage: Eukaryota; Metazoa; Chordata; Mammalia; Artiodactyla; Balaenidae. The transcript has 6 exons. The coding region runs from base 1 to 975 and encodes 324 amino acids. Gene Ontology annotation, biological process: proteolysis.